GUCAGACACACUUCCUGUUAAGGAAAUUCGUGAUUUGUUUGCCUUGCAAGGCAUUUAAUAGUUGAAAAUGGAGAGUCCUCCGUCUAUUGAGACGGUUCAACAAGCUCUCCAAGCCUUGUAUAGCGAUCCAGAUGUUGUUGGAAAAGAAAGAGCUUCCGUAUGGCUGGGAGAGCUUCAAAGAUCGGUCCACGCUUGGCAGAUUGCAGAUCAGUUGCUGACAUUGCAUCAGAGUCUGGAGUCGUGCUAUUUUGCAGCCCAAACUAUGAGAACAAAGAUACAGUAUGCCUUUCAUGAGUUGCCUGAAAAUGUGCAUCAGUCAUUGAGGGACUCUCUGCUGGAACACGCUGGGAAGGUGACCUCGGACACUGCACAUGUGAUUGUUACCCAGCUAAGUUUGGCGCUUGCAGACCUUUCACUUCAGAUGCCCUCAUGGAAGAAUUCAGUACAGGAUCUGGUCCAAAAAUUUGGUUCCAAUGCAUCACAGUUGUCAUUCCUGCUGGAAGUCCUUAUAGUUUUACCAGAAGAGAUCAGCAGUAGGUCGCUGCGUCUCGGAGCCAACCGUAGACAGGAGGUGAUAGAGGAGCUGAAAACUGCCUCACAAGUCAUCAUGCAGCUACUGAAUGGCUGCAUAGAGAAUAUGUCUUCAGAUGUGCAGAUCCAAACCAAGGUGCUGAAAUGCAUGAGCAGCUGGUACAACAUUGACGCCAUUCCGGAACAUGUGGUGCACACAAAACUCUUCUCGGCUCCAUUUGAUGCACUGGUGGCCAAGGACUGUUCCAGUGGUCUACAUGAGGCAGCCACUGAAUGUAUCUGUAGUGCCCUCUACUGUGUAGAAGACAUGUCCAGCCACCCUGCCAAAGCUGAGGCGUUGUUCAACGCUGUGCUGCAUUUGUCAGAACCCUACCACAGAACUGUAGCAGAGGAAGAUAUUGACAAGUCAUUAAAUUACACCAGAAUAUUCACAGAGCUAGCAGAGUCGUUUUUAGAAGCCAUCACUACUGCACCAAAUAAGGGUCUUGGAGAUUUCCGAGUCUUAGAACUACUGCUCAUGUGUGUGGGGCAUUACCAAUAUGAGGUUGCAGAGGUUACAUUCAACUAUUGGUACAAGUUGUCAGAAGACCUGUACCAGAAGAACAGCAGCGAGUUGAACGAGGUGUUCAAGCCGUACAUACAGCGACUGAUCAUAGCCCUGUGUGAACACUGCACCAUGGACCCCGACCAUGAAGGAGUUUUAGAGGCCUCAGAUGACUUCUAUGAUUUUCGACAGCGAGUCUCAGAACUAAUCAAAGAUGUGAUAUUUAUUGUCGGUUCAUCAACCUGUUUUACUCAUAUGUUUCAAAAUUUGAAGAAUCAAACAACGCAGUCCACGUGGGACAUGUCAGAGGCGUCAUUGUUCAUAAUGGCAGCAGUGGCGAAGAACAUUCUGCCAGAUGAGAACGAGGUUGUCCCCCAGGUAGUGCAGGCUGUAAUGUCCAUACCAAACACAGCGCACAUCGCAGUAAGAUGUACCACCUUGCAGCUUCUAGGGGAGCUCUGUGAAUGGAUAGAAUCUCACCCACACGUAAUUGACCCAGUGCUGCAGUACCUGUUAGCUGGCCUACAGGAACCCAGACUGGCGUCUGUAGCAGCCACGUCGCUACAGAGCAUCUCCACCGUGUGCAAGGAUCACAUGAAGACACACUGCGAGGGGCUCAUACACAUCGCGCAGGCUGUGGACACAUUCAACAUCUCCAAUGACGCUGCAACUGGUCUUCUCAGAGGAGUUGCCACCAUACUUGCCACGAUGCCCCAUGACAAGUGUACAGAGGGCAUGAGUCAGCUGUGUAGCUUCCAAACAAAUGGCCUCAGCAAGCUGCUGACCGGUGGUUCAGAUACGCCCAAGCAAGGGGCUGCUGAUGACCCCACAGUCUGGCUGGACCGACUGGCAGCUAUAUUCAGAUACACCACUCCAUUAGUAGAGAAUGGCUCAGUGCACCCAUGUUUACCUGUGAUACAAGAGGUAUGGCCAGUUUUAUCCCAGGCCUGUACAAAGUACCAAGCAGAUGUUCGGAUCAUAGAGAGAUGCUGUCGAUGUAUACGCUUUGCUAUCCGCUGCCUUGGAAAGUCCUCUUCACCGCUCUUGCAACCUUUAGUACCACAGAUGGUGACGCUGUACCAAGUGCAUUCCCACUCGUGUUUCCUGUACCUGGGCAGUAUACUGGUGGAUGAAUACGGUUCUGACAAGGACUGCACACAGGGACUAAUUGAUAUGUACCAGCACUUCUGCCCGCCUACGUUCAAGCUCCUUGAGGAACAGAAUGGGCUGCGUAACCACCCUGACACGGUUGACGAUCUCUUCCGGCUUAGUCUAAGAUUUAUACAGCGGGCUCCCAGGGCGUUCCUGCAGAGUGUUGCAGCCAAGCCUGUGUUGAUGUGUGCAAUAGCGGCCUGCUCUGUAGACCAUAAGGAUGCCAACGCGUCAGUCAUGAAGUUCAUCACGGAAUUGAUUAGGGCAGCAACUAACAAAGAUGAGCGGGAGGACUUUGAGGUGAGGAGUACGCUGGUGAGAUCUCUGCUGCAGGAGCACGGCCAGUCUCUCACCCAUUCUCUCGUCCACUCUAUCGUCUUCUGUCUGCCAACGUACAUGUGUGCCGAUAUCGCAGACGUCAUCUAUGAGAUUAUGCAAGUUGAUCGACCGACAUUCUGUGUUUGGUUAGAAAACGUUUUGAAGGCGAUGUCAACUGAGAAUACAGCUGGUGCAAUAAAGGUCACGCAUAAACAAUUGACAGAUUUCCAUAAAGCUGUGACUAGUGCGGAAAAAGUGACUCCAAUAUCAGACGCUCUUAGAGAAUUUGCCAGACUCUACAGAUAAAAGUGUGUGAAACAGUUUUAUGGAUUUAUACUUGGGCUGUGCUCUGUGAAAAAGAGGUUUUAUUUAUGUGCAUAAAGUGUCAUCCCAUAUAAGCCUGUGUAGUCCUCACAGGCUAAUCAGGUGCGACACUUUUCGCUUAUAUAUUUUCGGUUUAAAGAAAGUCUCUUCUUAGCAAACAUCCAGUUAAGGCAGAAAGUGUCGUCCCUGAUUAGCCUGUGCGGACUUCACUGGCUAAUCUGGGACAACACUUUACGCACAUGCAUUUAAAUCCCUUUUCACAGAGCACGGCUCAAGUUUAUAGAUUUAAUUUUUAUAGAUAGGCCCUAUAUGUGAGUCAAAUUGUUAAAGCCUUGUUACUUUCACUAAAGUAGCUAAUUUGGCAAAUCUGUGGAUGGUCGGUUCAAUUGGCAGUAAGAUUAUUUUAUGUUUUAGUGUUUUGUGCAUGGUUAUCUAUUUUAAUGAUAUAUGUUUUUGUAUUAAUUUCAAAACCAUGAACUUGUGUCAGUGACUGAAUUGUCCAUACUGGUUGGAAAAAAAGUGAAAUCUAUAUUUAAUUGUCCGAAAGGCACCAACUACAAAACGCUAAAACUAAAAAAAAACAGCCACUUUUAUGAAUCCAAAACCCUAUAAAGUUAGGCCCUGAUUUCCCAAUAAAAAUUAUCUUUCUGAUUAUUGGCCCUGGUACACAAUGGCACAUUUUAAAAUUAUCUUGGCGUUUAAGAGCAGGUGUUGAAUAAACUUCAUUUUAAAUAACAUACUUAUUUUCCAUUGACAGUGCAAUAUUCAAAGAUAAGAUAAACACAUUGAUUAUUGUAACACGAGUUUUUUUAAGGUGACUGACCUAGUUGAAUCAAAGAUAAAACAAUAUUUGCUGCUAACAUAAUGUCCUACAUGGCUGCACAAAUAUUUACGUUUCUGUUUUUUAUUAGCUAAAAUUUUAUUUUAUUUUAAAAAUGUAUAAUACAUUGUGAAAUCCUAUAUUGUCACUUUGCAAUUGCUCAAAAGCUUUUCUAUUUACUUUGUUUUACUAUCUUUUUUUCAAUAAAUAAAAUCAAUUAACUUAUUCACCAGAAUUAAUUAGGAUAUGUUUGUAUAAUAUGGAUCAGUACUUGAUUAAACACUGAUAAAGUGAUGUAAAUUAUUGAACUAAUUAUUAUCUAAAGGAAGGUAUGUAGGGUUCAGGCAGGCUGAAAUGACAGAAAUCUUCCUGGUAUAAUUCUUUACCAUUUGUUCAAAUUAUUCAGCAACUGGUGAAAACUUUGCUUGCCAUGACCCAUGAAAAUAGUGGUAAACAAUCAAUUUGUAUAAAACCACGAUGAUGAACUUCAAAAUAAUUUCAAACAAAUGUCCCUGGAAUGACCUUCUACUAAGUUUUCUU
This is a messenger RNA of Dreissena polymorpha, 4229 nucleotides long. RefSeq names its product transportin-3-like. Gene Ontology annotation, cellular component: cytoplasm; nuclear membrane. Lineage: Eukaryota; Metazoa; Mollusca; Bivalvia; Myida; Dreissenidae. The transcript is spliced from 26 exons. Bases 68 to 2851 code for a protein of 927 amino acids. The record is from RefSeq and is a predicted model, not a curated record. Gene Ontology annotation, biological process: protein import into nucleus. Gene Ontology annotation, molecular function: small GTPase binding.